AUGCCAGAGGACCCCGAAGGUCAAGCUGAGGUGGUCGGCGAGGGGGAGGUGCAGGUGCUGAUUCGAGACUUGACAGGAAAGACCGUGGUUCAAUGCAACACAUGUGGUAGCGCUGCUUUGCGUGAUCUCUCCCAGAAAGCCAAAGAAGCCAAGCCCGAGUGGAAGCAUCGUGGCAUCAAGUUUGUUUGCGACGGCAUGGUCGUAGCAUGCGACACCAAGAUCCACGUGCUUGUAAAGGAGAAGCAGGUCAGCCUCACAGCCAUUGCAGAAAACCACCCUUCUUUCGAGGAGGUGCUCCAUGACUGCCGUGCGCUGUUCUUGAUGCAGGUGGGGGAGGAUGCUCAAAGCCUGGACGAGCCGUUUAUGGAUUUGGGUGUCGACAGCCUGGCAGCCGUUGACCUUACAGCAUCCUUGCAACGCCACUUCGAUGUGGACAUGUAA
This is a messenger RNA of Symbiodinium necroappetens, 441 nucleotides long. Lineage: Eukaryota; Dinophyceae; Suessiales; Symbiodiniaceae. The record is from the annotation of a GenBank genome assembly.